Messenger RNA from Felis catus (domestic cat), 2762 nucleotides. It is a transcript of the gene GALNT13, whose product is annotated as polypeptide N-acetylgalactosaminyltransferase 13. The record is from RefSeq and is a predicted model, not a curated record. Gene Ontology annotation, cellular component: Golgi apparatus. The coding region runs from base 306 to 1784 and encodes 492 amino acids. The transcript has 12 exons. Lineage: Eukaryota; Metazoa; Chordata; Mammalia; Carnivora; Felidae.
CAGGUGAGCGCGGGCUCGGCGCACCCGGUGUUCGGCGCGGCCGGCGGGUGCCUGCUGGGCUGGGUCAGAAGCUGAAUCCCGUGCGUGGACUGCCUUUCCCUCUUCGCGGGAUCCUUGGCCACGAUAGCAGAUGCAUUUUGUAGGAGUAUUUUGAAGAUGAAUGUUUGCAAAUCAUUUUGAAAUUGCCAAACGCCACAUACAUGGGAUGCAUCCUGCUUUUUUCCUGGAGUUCACCCCUGUGGCUUGGAUUUAUCACUGUAGCAUCUGUCUUCGAUCUAUGUGUUAACUAGAAAUCAAGGGAAGACAUGAGGAGGUUUGUGUACUGCAAGGUGGUUCUGGCCACUUCACUGAUGUGGGUUCUCGUCGAUGUCUUCCUACUCCUGUACUUCAGUGAAUGUAACAAAUGCGAUGACAAGAAGGAGAGGUCCCUGCUACCUGCACUCAGGGCUGUUAUUUCGAGAAACCAAGAAGGGCCGGGAGAAAUGGGAAAGGCUGUGCUGAUUCCUAAAGAUGACCAGGAGAAAAUGAAAGAACUAUUUAAAAUCAAUCAGUUUAACCUUAUGGCCAGUGAUUUGAUUGCCCUUAACAGAAGUCUACCGGAUGUAAGAUUAGAAGGAUGCAAGACAAAGGUCUACCCUGAUGAACUUCCAAACACAAGCGUAGUCAUUGUGUUUCACAAUGAAGCUUGGAGCACUCUCCUUAGAACUGUUUACAGUGUGAUAAAUCGUUCCCCACGCUAUCUGCUCUCUGAGGUCAUCUUGGUAGAUGAUGCCAGUGAAAGAGAUUUUCUCAAGUUGACAUUAGAGAAUUAUGUGAAAAACUUAGAGGUGCCAGUAAAAAUUAUUAGAAUGGAAGAACGCUCUGGGCUGAUACGUGCCCGCCUUCGAGGAGCAGCCGCUUCAAGAGGGCAGGUCAUAACUUUUCUGGAUGCACACUGUGAGUGCACGUUAGGAUGGCUGGAGCCCUUGCUGGCGAGAAUAAAAGAAGACAGGAAAACAGUUGUAUGCCCCAUCAUUGAUGUGAUUAGUGAUGAUACCUUUGAAUAUAUGGCCGGAUCAGACAUGACUUAUGGGGGCUUUAACUGGAAACUGAAUUUCCGUUGGUAUCCUGUUCCCCAAAGAGAAAUGGAUAGGAGAAAAGGAGAUAGAACAUUACCUGUCAGGACCCCUACUAUGGCUGGUGGCCUAUUUUCUAUUGACAGAAACUACUUUGAAGAGAUAGGAACUUACGAUGCAGGAAUGGAUAUCUGGGGUGGAGAGAAUCUUGAAAUGUCUUUUAGGAUUUGGCAAUGUGGAGGCUCUUUGGAGAUUGUGACUUGCUCCCAUGUUGGUCAUGUUUUUCGGAAGGCAACUCCUUACACUUUCCCUGGUGGCACUGGUCAUGUCAUCAACAAAAACAACAGGAGACUAGCAGAAGUUUGGAUGGAUGAAUUUAAAGAUUUCUUCUAUAUCAUAUCCCCAGGUGUUGUCAAAGUGGAUUACGGAGAUGUGUCAGUCAGGAAAACACUAAGAGAAAAUCUGAAGUGUAAGCCCUUUUCUUGGUACCUUGAAAACAUCUAUCCGGACUCCCAGAUCCCAAGACGUUAUUACUCACUUGGUGAGAUAAGAAAUGUUGAAACCAACCAGUGUUUAGACAACAUGGGCCGCAAGGAAAAUGAAAAAGUGGGUAUAUUCAACUGUCAUGGUAUGGGAGGAAAUCAGAGCAUGAGCGGGGGAGGGGCAGAGAGCGGGAGAUACAGAAUCCGAAGUAGGCUCCAGGCUCUGAGCUAUCAGCACAGAGCCUAACGCAGGGCUUGAGCUCAUGGACUGCAAGAUCAUGACCGGAGCCGAAGUCAGAUGCUCAACCGACUGAGCCACCCAGGCACCCCAAUCCUCCUAAAGUUUUUUAAGUUGCCAUAGUAUUAAAAAGGAUAACUAGUCCUAUAUCUGUAUUUUUCUAAAUGACACAAAACACCUGGAUCAUAAAUGUUAAAAAUUACAUUAUUCAUUUAUAAGUGUUCAAAUAUGCAGGAAUAAGCUACCCCACUCUACCAUAAUCUUCUUGUUGGCAGGGACUAGGUCUUACUCCUGUCUUCAUCUCCAGCCAUUGGCUGAGUGCCUGGGAUAUGGCAGGUACCUAACAACUAUGUAGACGUUGCCAAAAAAUGUUGUUAUUGUCAUAGUAACCAAAAGUAUCUAAAGACACCAAUCUUAGGGAUUCAUUAAUAAAGUGAACAACCAAUAAGCAAAAAGCCCAUACCUACACGUAUUCUAAUGUUUCUAUAUUACCAACUUAAUGGCAAGACAGAAGUUAAAACCAGUAUUUUUCCAUCUACAUAAAUUCAGGUCUACAAAUACACACAGAAAAAAGUCUAUAUAGGAGCCCUUUUUGUUAUAACAUGAACAAUGGAUAUGACUAAAUAUUUACCCAGACAGGAAUGUUUAAAGAAAUCACAGUGCAUCUAUAAUAUAGAAUACUAUAUAGCCACUGGAGUAAGAGAGGUCUAUAUUUAUUAUCAUGGAAAAUUGAAAAGAAGGGAAGAAAUUUGGAAUAUGACUUACUUUGAUUUUAUUUAUGAAAAAUAUAUAUGAACAUUUUUCUCCAAGUAUCUAUAAUACCUAUAUUUAUAUAAAUGUUAUAUAAUCUGUUAAGAAUGCUUAGAAAUCUGUCUGGAAUAUAAUUACCUCUGCUGAGACCAAUGAAUUGGAAUGGGAAAUUUUACUUUUUACCCUAUUUUUCUGUAUAUAUCUUUUGUUUUCAUAAUUAAAAUGGAGAAAAUUGAA